CUGGCCGUUGCCUUAGCGCUCGUCGUGUUCGGAAACGGGGCCACCUGGGAACGCGAGCUGCCGGUGUGCUCCUCGGAGCGCUCUGCGUGCAGUCUGAUCCAUCGGCGUUACUGGCAGAGCCCACUCGAGAUCCGCCUCUGCCGCUGCCCGCGCAAGGAGCCCUGCCCCGAGGGUUUCGAGACAGCGACAAACGCAUCGGCGUUCAACGUCACCGCAAGAACUCAACUCAAGAUGUGCUCCGGCUGGCAAGCUCCCCAUUGUAACGCCAGCCAGGUGUCUCUGGUAACGAAAACCAUCGGAAAGAUAGCACGCGUCGCCCAGGGUCAAAACGGCGAGCAAACACACGCAGAGGCGACGUGCCGCUGCACUGGGCAAGGAUCGGGCGUCCAUUACCGUCGGGCCCACGGAAACAACUCGGCGGAUUUGACCUACUACGAACAGCGCCAGUACUUCACCUGCGAAACGCUGCGCGAGUGCAGGCCGGGAGAGCCGUGCGGACACGUCACACGAGACCACUACGCCACGUACAAGGCGUGCAACUGCCCGGCCCAUCACUUGUGCACCGUGCCGCUGAACUUCAGUGACCGCAAGGUUGUCAACGUACGAGAACCAUUGUACGAGGGAAGUGCGUACCUGGCGCUGUGCCUACCCAAGUAAAGAGCAAAGAAGCCACGGAUUUCGGUCACAAAGACUUUCCACCACAUCAUGUGAACGCAGCUGGAUUAGACACCGUGCGCUAUCGUGUGUGUAGAGCCACUGUACCUAUUAAUGACCCUACGCGCUGCGAAAUAAUCGGCAAGUGACAGACUUUACAACUUGAAGAAACGCGCCUAAUCGAACACACUCACUGCCCCAGUGCAGUGGUCUGGGUGAUUUUCUAAUGUGUGCAGACUACACGGCUCUCAUUAGAGAGCGCGAUGUCGGGGUUGAUUCAAAAUUCAGUGUUUGAUCGGCGCUCUGAACACUUACAUUCGGUUUCCCUUGGCACGUGUGUCCUUUGUUUCUCCCCGUAAGGCGUUACAGAAGCCUAAACCAUUCGAGCCAUGUGA
Messenger RNA from Rhipicephalus microplus (southern cattle tick), 1049 nucleotides. RefSeq lists its product as uncharacterized. Lineage: Eukaryota; Metazoa; Arthropoda; Arachnida; Ixodida; Ixodidae. The record is from RefSeq and is a predicted model, not a curated record.